AUGCUGCCGGUCCGGAUUUUGAAGGAGAACGCAGUUCAGGAACGAGGUGAGAAUGCGAGGUUAUCUUUGUUUGUUGGGGCCAUUGCCAUUGGAGACUUGGUAAAGUCCACCUUGGGACCUAAAGGAAUGGUAAGUUAGAUUGGAUGUAAUUUUAAUGUCUUUCAGGACAAAAUCCUUGUAAGCGGUAAUGCUCAAAACCAAAACAUCCAAGUGACUAAUGAUGGAGCCACCAUUUUGAGGUCGAUUGGUGUGGACAACCCUGCCGCUAAAGUUCUUGUUGGUAAGGGAAGCUAUCUUUGUUUCAAUUCUGUUUUUAGACAUAUCCUUGACUCAGGACAAGGAAGUUGGAGAUGGAACAACGUCAGUUGCUGUUUUUGCUGCAGAAUUGUUGAAAGAGGCUGAAAAACUCGUCAACAUGCGAGUUCAUCCUCAAAUCAUUGCUUCCGGAUUCAGGAAAGCGUUGAAGAUUGCUCAAGAUGCUUUGUUCAAGGCUUCCAACGCUUCUGGAGAUCAUCUCAGAGAAGACUUGUUGAAGAUUGCCAGGACAACCCUUGGUUCUAAGAUUCUGUCUCAGCAUUCCGAACAUUUCUCUCAGUUGGCUGUAGAUGCCAUCCUCAGAUUGAAGGGAACUUCAGCCAACCUUGAUGCUAUUCAAGUCAUUAAGAAGUUAGGAGGAUCCAUGGAGGACUCAUACCUCGAUGAAGGAUUUUUGUUGGAAAAGAAGCCGGGUAUGUAUCAGCCACAACGCGUUGAGAACGCUAAAAUUUUGUUGGCCAACACGCCAAUGGACACAGAUAAGAUCAAGGUGUUUGGAAGCAGAGUUCGUGUUGAUUCAGUUGCGAAGGUUGCCGAGAUUGAAGCCGCUGAACGAGAGAAGAUGAAGAACAAGGUGAGUAAUUAAGUUUGGGAUUUUAUAAUUAUUUUUAGGUGAAAAAGAUCUGCGCUCAUGAUAUUAAUGUAUUCAUCAACCGCCAGUUGAUCUACAACUACCCAGAACAGUUGUUUGCCGAUGAGAAGAUUAUGGCCAUCGAACAUGCUGACUUUGAAGGUAUUGAACGUUUGGCUCUCGUACUCGGUAUGUGUUUUUAUUGGAUUGUAAUAUUUCCAUAUUUUUGUACUUAUGCAUUGAACUAACUUCUAUAACGAGUUUCUAUAAAACUAAAUGGCUAAAAACUAAUUUUUUCAAUUCAGGAGGAGAAAUUGUUUCCACAUUUGACAACCCAGAGAAAGUCAAGAUCGGAAAGUGUGAUUUGAUUGAGCAAAUUACAAUUGGAGAAGACUCCCUUUUGCGGUUCUCUGGAGUGUCAUUGGGAGAAGCUUGUACCGUCGUGUUGAGAGGUGCUACCAACCAGAUUCUGGAUGAAGCCGAACGGUCGCUUCACGAUGCGCUUUGCGUUUUGUUGACUCACGUCAGAGAAGCCAGAACUGUUUCUGGAGCGGGAGCUGCUGAAACUCUGAUGGCCAGUGCUGUCAUCUUGGAAGCACAGAAGAUUGCUGGAAAGGAAUCUUUGGCAGUUGAAGCUUUUGCUCGUGCUCUACAACAACUCCCCACCAUUAUUUGUGAUAACGCUGGUUUUGACAGUGCUGAAAUCAUUUCGAAACUAAGAGCGGAACAUGCCAAUGGUAACCACGAGUAUGGAAUCGAUAUCGAGACUGGAAAAAUUGCAAAUGUAACAGAGAAGGGAGUUCUGGAAAGUUACAAUGUAAAGCUUUGUAUGAUCACCUCAGCUGCUGAAGCCGCGGAACAAGUAAGUAUCAUGAUUUAGUAAAUACUUCGAAAUUUUAAGUAAAAUCGUUAAGAUGAUAGUAUAUUUUACUUUUUUAAUUCGAAAAACUGUUUUGUUUUUGACAAUGCGUUUUUUCAGAUUCUGCGUGUGGAUGAUAUCAUAAAAUGUGCCCCAAGGCCCAGAAAACCCGACAACAGACCUUGUUAA
Molecule: messenger RNA, 1934 nt
Organism: Bursaphelenchus okinawaensis
Lineage: Eukaryota; Metazoa; Nematoda; Chromadorea; Rhabditida; Aphelenchoididae
Source: the annotation of a GenBank genome assembly